AUGCAGCAACCGAAACAAAGUGAAGGGCUGGAGAACACAGGUGUUCCCUACAGAGGACGCCUGCAGAAGUUUGUCCCCACGUAUGCCACCAGGCUGCUAGCAGAAAUGGAAAGAGGAUUAUCUCGAAAACAUAUAAUUGAAGGUUUAAGAGCAUCACUAGGCAGACUGCAGCUGGAGUAUAUAGAUGUGGUUUUUGCGAAUCGACCAGAUCCUAAUACACCUAUAGAAGAGACGGUGAGGGCGAUGACACAUGUGAUCAACCAAGGGAUGGCCAUGUACUGGGGUACAUCACGGUGGACCUCCAUGGAGAUCAUGGAGGCCUACUCUGUGGCACGACAGUUCAACCAGAUCCCACCUAUAUGUGAACAGGCAGAGUAUCACAUGUUCCAAAGGGAAAAGGUUGAAGUGCAGCUUCCUGAACUCUUCCACAAGAUUGGUGUUGGAGCUAUGACGUGGUCUCCACUGGCCUGUGGGAUCAUCUCAGGGAAAUAUACCAGUGGGAUCCCCCCUUAUUCACGGGCUUCGCUUAAGGGCUACCAGUGGAUGAAGGACAAGAUCCUGAGUGAGGAGGGCCACCGUCAGCAAGUGAAGUUAAAAGAGCUGCAGGCGGUUGCUGAGCGACUGGGCUGCACUCUGCCACAGCUGGCAAUCGCCUGGUGUCUGAGGAGCGAAAGGGUGAACUCUGUCCUCCUGGGAGCGUCCAAAACUGAGCAGCUGAUGGAGAAUAUCAGAGCAAUUCAGAUUCUUCCAAAGCUAUCCCUGUCCAUUGUAUCCGAGGUAAACGGCAUCUUGGGAAACAGGCCGUACAGUAAAAAGGACUUCAGAUCUUAG
Messenger RNA from Stegastes partitus (bicolor damselfish), 831 nucleotides. RefSeq names its product voltage-gated potassium channel subunit beta-2-like. The record is from RefSeq and is a predicted model, not a curated record. The transcript is spliced from 9 exons. NCBI's taxonomy places the organism in Eukaryota, Metazoa, Chordata, Actinopteri, Pomacentridae. Gene Ontology annotation, biological process: regulation of potassium ion transmembrane transport; regulation of action potential; transmembrane transport. Gene Ontology annotation, molecular function: transmembrane transporter binding; voltage-gated potassium channel activity; potassium channel regulator activity. The coding region runs from base 1 to 831 and encodes 276 amino acids. Gene Ontology annotation, cellular component: membrane; juxtaparanode region of axon; voltage-gated potassium channel complex.